Molecule: messenger RNA, 2205 nt
Organism: Paecilomyces variotii
Lineage: Eukaryota; Fungi; Ascomycota; Eurotiomycetes; Eurotiales; Thermoascaceae
Product: putative deacetylase complex subunit Sds3
Exons: 2
Coding region: 265-1809 (514 amino acids)
Biological process (GO): negative regulation of transcription by RNA polymerase II
Cellular component (GO): Sin3-type complex
Molecular function (GO): histone deacetylase binding
Source: RefSeq, a predicted model, not a curated record
ACUGUACGGUGGCCGACUUCUCCCUCCGCGCUGCUGCUCUCCUCCUUCCCCGGCGUCAUCGGACGCAUUUAUCUCCUCCCACUUUCUGCUCCUCUGGAUGAAAGACUACUGUUCAUUUCUGCUCUAUUUCGCCUAUGCCUGAAUCUCUAUAGUUGUCUUGCCGUGCUCCUGGCACGUCCCCCGUCUUUUGCUCCCAACCUACUUCGUUCCUGUGAAGAGAAAGUCUACCUGCCCAUUGCGACUGGCCCGCGCACUCUGCCGACCAUGGCAUACUCUCCUGCGCCAGUGUCACCCACUGCAGGCGCAAUAGGUCAACCUGUGGCAGGCAGCAUGAAUGCAAGAGGCCGAUCGAUGAGUCCACCGACGAAUCCUCCUUUGUCCAAACGGGACAAGCGACGCACUGCGCUCCAGGAGCGUCUGCAGGAUCUGACGGCCUCGUUCAGCCAGAACCGAGACGCCCAGUUUCGCCAGCAACUCCAUGCGCUGCAGUGUGAUAUGACCCUGAUCAAUAAUGCCGAUCCAUACACUCCUGGACCGCUGCCCGAUUCCCCAGAGGAAAUUGCCCGGUUGAUUGAAAAUACUGUUGGUGGAGGCAAAUUUGGGAAGGAGAUGGCCAGUGUUGCAGGAACCUGGUACGCGCGAUUCGUCCAGGAGAUCAAUCAGGUUAAGGAGGAGACAGAUGCAGAAUUGGCACUGCUAGUGAGUCGUCACCAAAACACACUCGAGCGCUAUAAACGCGAAUAUGCAUUCAGAGUUCAUUUCGCCGGAGAAGAAUACAACCAUCUCUCGUCCACUCUCCGUGAGCGUCUGGUACAAGCCAUUUCCGGGAAAAAGGCUCGCUUGAUGCGGGAAAAGGAGCAGCUAGACAUCGCAGACACCAACGCCCUUCUCCUUCACCCGAACCAAUUCAGCAUCACCAACCCAGCCAGUCCCGGUGGUAUCCAUAGCAAUCGUAAGACAAGGCACACGAGACACCGUGUCGACCUUGAUGAGCUGGGCAAUGGCAUUCUUUCAGAGUCCCUCAGCAAGAGAAAGAGGAAAGCUCCGCUCGAAGAUGACAUUGGGUCUCCAGUCAGAGAUGGAAACCAUUCAAAUCCGGCGGAGAGGGCGAAGGCUUCUUUGGAGAAGCAUCAGCAUGCGCCGACAUACAACAUCCACACGCUCUUUACAGAUAAGGAGCUGACGGCUCAUGCCAACAUAGCCCAUAUCGCGACCGUCCAUUUCUUCUCCACCUCCAAGCGCACCGAUCAGGGCUCAGGUAGUGCCACCAAUGGUAACAACACCGAGGCUGAAGAUAUGUCGGGUGUUGAAGGUACUGGACAAGAGGACAAUGGCACCCCUGCAACCGACAUGGUCCGAACGGCGAGCCAGAAUUUCCACGCCACCCGGUCAACCCGGACACACGGCAAUACGGGCCUCAGUGUGCUGAGUGAACUGUCCGAUAAGCCGGCUACUCGGCCAAACCUGCCGUACCACAUCCUCGCCAACUACCACGCGCGACCCAAUGGCACUGCACCGCCACUGCCGCCUCUGAUGAACGAAGAGAUUGACGACGAUUGUGCUCGCAUGGAACGCCUUCAGGCGAAGCCUCCCAGCUGGAUCGAUAAGGGGCUUAUCGAACAGCUUGUCGAGCCUCCUCCUGAGGAGAUUGGCGGCAUCCCGCAGAACCCUGAUCGGUUCAGCCUACUACAUCCCGACUUCCCUACCGAGAUGGGCAUCCAUCUGUACCCAUUGAAAAAUAGCACGAAAAACGGUGCCAAUGAGAUGCUCACCACCGGUAAUGAACGCACGAAGAGAAAUCGGGGAUAGCUGAAGUCGCCUCGGUACUUAUCCACAGCUUCGUGGAUACAUCAGAUAUAAGCUCAUUAUGUGGAUCUCUUAUACAUAGGACAGGACAGGACAGGUCAGGUCAGGAAGGGUGGGAACAACCAGAUGGCGUUCUGGCGUUCCUUCAUUAUGCAGAGAUAUACUCUGUACAACAUUUGCAUAUUCAUGUUGAUAACCUACGCGCGUGCUCAUUGAGCGGACUGACAGCAUUGCUGUAUCUUAGAAUCUCAUUUUUUCGUUCAACUCCAUCUAUCUAGUCAAAGCAGUUAGCCAUGUAUUGCGACAUAUUACAGACCUUGCACUUAUUAGGUUUCAUUCUAUUGUUAUUCUUUCCAUCCAAGACCCUUGUUCUACAGUACAUGUCAGUCUCGAUAGCGU